AUGCUGUUACAUAAGACGUCACACUUAGCUAAGCUGAUCGUUCGACACUGGCAUUUAGUUACGUGUCAUUCUGGACCGAGGGUUAUAACCGCUUUGAUAACCCGUAAUUUUUGGAUAAUGUCAGUUCGUGUUGUCAUUCGUCAGACUAUUGGGUCAUGCACCACCUGUGUUCAAGCUAUCGCUCAAUCUCCGCAACCUUUGAUGGCAGAUUUGCCUGCAGCCCGCGUUCAGGUAUGCCAGCCUAUCACCAAAGUAGGAAUCGACUAUGCUGGCCCCCUUCCAAUGAGAGAAUGCCGCCUGCGAAAGCCUAGAGAGUACAAGGUGUACAUUUCCGUCUUCAUAUGCAUGGCCACCAAAGCCGUCCAUCUGGAACUCGUUCUUGAACUAUCUACUGACGCAUUUUUAGCGGCGUUCGAUAGGUUUGCAGCUCGUCGUGGUCUGCCUCAGGAAAUCUUUUCUGACUGCGGUACCGACUUUGUGGCGCGUCAAAACGGUUAUCCGUGCUGGUCAAUCACCCAGAUUCAGGCACCUGCUUUUUAA
Molecule: messenger RNA, 540 nt
Organism: Macrosiphum euphorbiae (potato aphid)
Lineage: Eukaryota; Metazoa; Arthropoda; Insecta; Hemiptera; Aphididae
Source: the annotation of a GenBank genome assembly